Messenger RNA from Drosophila biarmipes, 13039 nucleotides. It is a transcript of the gene NaCP60E, whose product is annotated as sodium channel protein 60E. Gene Ontology annotation, molecular function: protein binding; voltage-gated sodium channel activity. NCBI's taxonomy places the organism in Eukaryota, Metazoa, Arthropoda, Insecta, Diptera, Drosophilidae. The transcript is spliced from 30 exons. The record is from RefSeq and is a predicted model, not a curated record. Gene Ontology annotation, cellular component: plasma membrane; voltage-gated sodium channel complex. Bases 967 to 9570 code for a protein of 2867 amino acids. Gene Ontology annotation, biological process: sodium ion transmembrane transport; neuronal action potential; membrane depolarization during action potential.
UUAGAACCGAGCAGUCGCCAUGCGAGCGCACGUACGUACAGUAGUGGCCCAGUGUCUCUGUCUCAGUGCCCUUAGUGUGGAGUGAAAGCCCAAGGAAAAUGGUGAAAAGCAGUGGCAGGCUGUGAAAAGCAGUGAAAGCCUGAAAGGCCUGAAAAAUAACGCAGAAAGGACGCACUCACACACACAGGGAAUUCGCGCUACCAGCACAAGUGCAUUCAGUGCGAGGAAAAUUCUUCAGCGCCCAAAAAUAGAGUGAAAUCAGCGGGAGCAACAACAACCUCUGAAUCUGGAUCGGGCAUAGUGAGUGGGCCAGUGUUGGGAAGUGGAAGUGGAAGUGUAAGUGGAAGUGCCCAAGAAAGUGUGGUACGAAAAUAUAAAUAGAAAUAGCCGUAGUGCAAGCACUCAAGCGAUUACAUAAAGCCCAGCUAUCAUCCCGGACAGCCAACAACUGCAGCUAGCGGAGAGUAAACAACUGAUGGCCCAUGCUUAAAGACGAGCAUCGCAGGAUGUAAAGCAAUAGUCAACACAGCAAAGCCAAAGCUCACAAUAGGAGUAGCCGCGGACGGAGCCGGGGAGACGAGCCCGGGCGAUGCCAAAUGCCACUAUUGGAAAGCGUCGUAGUCGUAAGAUUUGCAUAGCACAGCAAUAGCAGUAGGCACCAUGAGAGCCCCCCGCGCGACAAGCACCUCAGCAACAGCAGCAAUAGUAGACGACACUACGCACAAAAUGGUUAACAAAGGGAACGGUGACAAUACCAAGCUUAACGGUGAGCCGAGCGAUCCGCUCGCCUGAAAAGUGAGACAGACAGAGUAGUGUUCGAAAAUCGAGUGAGAAGCCAGCCAAGAGCGAGCGAGACAUGCAGCUGCCCUAAGGACCUCGGCAAGGACGACGACGGAGGACACGAGGCCCAGCAGCAGCCAGAGGCAGCAGCAGCAACCACCAACCAAACGACGACAAUCAGUCAAGAUGAGUGAUGAUCAAACGGCGUCCAACGAUGAGAAAGCUGUCGCCAAGCACCAGGUCGUCGCCUACACGCAGAGGUCUCAGGUCAAGCACGAGAACCGGCACAUCCAGCUGGUGCGGGAGUACGGCUUCCACCCGCGCACCAAGGCCUCCGUGGAGGAUGGCGACGUGCUGCCCCGCAAGUUCGAGCCCUUUCCGGAGCACAUGUACGGCAAGCCGCUGGAGGAGAUUGACACCUUCAUCUACGAGGAGACCUUCUGCGUGGUGUCCAAGCGGUUCCGGAAAAACUACAUCCACCGCUUCACGGGCACCAAGAGCCUCUUCCUCUUCUACCCAUGGAGCCCGGCGAGGCGUGUGUGCGUCUACAUCGCCACCAAUCAGUUCUUCGACUACUGCGUCAUGGCCACCAUCCUGUUCAAUUGCAUCUUCCUGGCCAUGACGGAGACCGUGGAGGAGGCGGAGUACAUCUUUCUGGCCAUCUACUCCAUCGAAAUGGUCAUCAAGAUCAUCGCCAAGGGCUUUCUGCUCAACAAGUACACGUACCUGCGCAACCCGUGGAACUGGCUGGACUUCGUGGUCAUCACCAGUGGGUACGCCACCAUUGGCAUGGAGGUGGGCAACCUGGCGGGGCUGCGUACGUUCCGCGUGCUGCGCGCCCUCAAGACGGUGUCCAUCAUGCCCGGAUUGAAGACGAUCAUCAACGCGUUGUUGCACUCCUUCCGCCAGCUGGCGGAGGUCAUGACCCUGACCAUCUUCUGCCUGAUGGUCUUUGCGCUUUUCGCCCUCCAAGUCUACAUGGGCGAGCUGCGCAACAAGUGCGUGCGCCAGGUGCCCACCGACUGGACCAACGUCUCGCACGCGGACUGGCAUAUCUGGGUCAACGACACCGACAACUGGUUGUAUGACGAGGAUGAGCUGCCCGUGCUGUGCGGCAACUUGACUGGAGCCCGCCACUGCCCCUUCGAGUACGUGUGCCUAUGUGUGGGCGAGAAUCCCAACCACGGCUACACCAACUUUGACAACUUUAUGUGGUCCAUGCUCACGACUUUUCAGCUGAUCACGUUGGACUAUUGGGAAAACGUAUACAACAUGGUGCUGGCCACCUGUGGUCCUAUGAGCGUCUCGUUCUUCACGGUGGUGGUCUUCUUUGGCUCGUUUUACCUGAUCAACCUGAUGCUGGCCGUAGUGGCGCUGAGUUACGAGGAGGAGGCGGAGAUCACGAACGAGGAACGCAAAAAGGACCUGCUGGACCACCGAGAUGAUUCUACGUUCAGCUUUGAUCCCUCGGUGCUAAACGUGAAAAAAUUGAAUAAGAACAACAAGAAGAAAAUCGAUUCUCGGAAGGGCGUGCUGCUUGCUUCCUACAGCAAGAAAAAGACGCGACGAAAAAAGGGAAAAGGCGGCAAGGAAGGCGGCACCAAUGGUAAUGGAAACGGCAGCAACGGCAACGACCCGAAAUCCCACUCGGCCACGCCUAGUCCGGGACCAAGUCCCCGCCACAGCGCCACGGAACGCCCCUCGGCGCUCACUCUGCACGCCCAGAAACAGUACCAGCAGAUGGAGCAGCAGCACCAGCUGGCCAAAGCGCCCGGUGGUGAAACCAACACUGCCACUGCUCCCACGCCAAAAGGCCGUAUAAGCUUCCAGGACAGCGGCGUGGGCGUGAAGAACCCCAACAUGUUAUACCCCUCGGACUACAAGGGCCAGCUCAUUGCCAGCAGCCGGCAGGCGAGCUCCAACUCCAGCGGCGUGAACCGUGAGUCAUCACAGGACGACUCCGGUGUGGUGGACGAUCAUGAGGAGCAAGACACGACCAACGAUUUGGGCCACGUGUCCACCGUGGAGCUGGCCCUUUCCCCGCGGGAGGUGCGCCUUAUAAAGUGCAAUGGGAACAUAGCCCGCAUCAAGAACCACAAUGUGUACGCCUUGCACCAGGAAUUUUCUUCGGAGGUUGUUGUAAUCGAUGAUCUGCCCGACAGGAACUGCGAUCGAUGUGUUCACUGGUGCACGGACUAUGAGAGCUGGCUACAAUUUCAAAACUGCCUAUACAAAGUGGUGCGGGAUCCUCUUUUCGAGCUGGCCAUCACUCUCUGCAUAGUGUUGAACACCGCCUUCCUAGCCAUGGAGCACCAUGGAAUGAGUGAGAGUUUCCGCAACGCCCUGGAUGUGGGAAACAAGGUCUUCACGUCCAUAUUCACGUUCGAAUGCAUUGUGAAACUAAUGGCGCUAUCCAAGGACUUCUUUCUGUGCGGCUGGAACAUCUUUGACUUGCUCAUCGUCACCGCGAGCUUACUGGACAUAAUAUUUGAGUUGGUCGACGGCUUGAGUGUCUUGCGUGGCUUGCGAUUGCUGAGAGUAUUAAAACUAGCCCAAUCUUGGACUACCAUGAAGGUACUGCUGAGCAUUAUAAUCUCAACGAUCGGCGCCCUCGGCAACCUGACGCUGAUCCUGGUCAUAGUCAUCUACAUAUUCGCUGUCAUCGGCAUGCAAUUGUUCUCCAAAGACUAUACGCCUGAAAAGUUUGACCCAGACCCAGUGCCAAGAUGGAAUUUCAAUGACUUUUUCCACUCGUUUAUGAUGAUCUUUCGCAUCCUGUGUGGCGAAUGGAUCGAGCCUCUCUGGGACUGCAUGCGUGCCGAGGAGGAGCAAGGAGCCUCCACCUGCUUUGCUAUAUUUCUGCCGACGCUUGUGAUGGGAAACUUUAUGGUGCUCAACUUGUUCUUGGCCCUGCUGCUCAACAGUUUCAACUCCGAGGAACUCAAGUCGAAAAAAGAGAUUUUCAAGAAGAAGGAAGUUGGCGAGGAGUCCAAGUUGGCGCGGAGUAUAGAACGCGUGCGGGACCUGAUUCGCAAGAAGCGGCAGGAGCGCAAGGAUCGCAAGGAGCGAAAGUUCGCGGAGAAGUUCCAGCAGAUUGUGUUGGAUGCUCAGCAGGCGCAUGCUCAGGCUCACUCCCAACAGGCUGCAGUCGGUCUGGAGAGGGGCGACAAACCGGGUGUGCUGGCCGAGACCAAGUUCCACAGACUGAGCUAUCAGGAGUCUAUGAAUCGGCCUGUCUCCGGCUCCGAUUUCGGCUUCCAGAUACCGCUGCACGACGGCUUGCACACAAUAGUCGAUGGUCUCGAGUAUGAUGACACGGGAGAGUUGCCAGAGCAGAUCCAGCUGCAGGCGCAUCCACUGCCACCCACGUCAGACUCCCUGCCACCAACGUACGAGAGCGCCAUGAUGGCCGCCGCUGCCGCUGCCUUUCCGACUAUCAUUGGGAAUGGGAAUGGAAACGGGAACGGAAACGGGAACGGAAACGGUCAAAGCCUGACUCCUUUCGCCCAAGCGGAGCGCCGACUCCAGCACCAAAUAUCCUCAGGAGUGAGCACUCAGCAGAAUGAUUCACGCGACGAGGCCACCUACACAGAAUCCAUCGAGCUGCGCCUGCUGGGUCAAUACAAUUCCACAGACACGGACCCGUACGCUAAUGAUCAGAGGAGCGGUUGUGGCUCCUUCAACCGCGCCGACUCGCUGCAGGAUAACUCCUCGCGGCGCUACGGAAGCGAAGAGCACGACGAGGCGUACCUUAAGUACCAGAAGUCCCUGCUGACGCGAUCCCCAAGCUACCGGAAAUCCCUUGAUCGCCUGUCCCAAUCGAGCGGGCAGUCGCAGCGAUCGUUGCUCAAGUCGGAGGAGGCUGAGAUGCGGCGGCACUCAAGCGGCCACUCGCUGAACUCCAUUUCGAUCGAACAGGACGAACUUCUGUCUCAGCAGGGCAACCUGCGCGAGGAACUGCUCAACUGCGACCAAAAGGAACUAUUUCAGUUCCUGCAGGAGGAGGACGAGAUGCAAAAGGGUACCAACCUGAGCCGCAUCUCAAACGCCAUGAGAUCGCGGCGGCCUUCAAAUCAGAUGGGUCAGCCGGAAAGCGAAGCAUUGGUAGAGCACUCGGAAUUUGACAACAUUAUUCAGAGCUUCGAGAAGGAACUGGAGGAGAUCAAGCGCUCCACAACGUCGUUGGAGCGCAAGCUCUCCAAUCUUUCAGAGCCCUCGCCGGCAGCCGACGAAGCCACAAAAGCCAUAAUGGAGCACAUUGCCAUCAUUACGGGCGCUUCAGAACGCUCGGCCGCCGACGAGGUGGUGCACCCGUUAAAUCCCUAUGAUAGUUACGAUUUGUCGAGCGUGCCACGGCGCUCGCAGUCCGUCAGCGCAGCCGCUCAGCGUCAGUCCGUAAAGCUGAAGCGACGCAGCCUGGAAAAGCAACGCAAGAUCGACGAGGACUUUAGCAUCUCAAACGAGAUACGCAAAAUCUGUGAUCAAAUCCAAGCUCCCUUCGUGGCCAUGGAAGCCAUGGCCGUGGCGGCUACAAGCGCCAGUCAGGCGACCCAGCCCAGUCAAUCACCUUUUCUCAGGCGCAAGAUCGAUCCCUUCACAGUGCAGUUUGACCGAUUUAAGCGUCUGUCCCUAAUAGAGCGCGUGGAGGAACUGCCCGAGGAGGAGAAACCCAUCUCUACACUGCGCAUCGAGUCCGAAAAGAUGCCGCGCAAGUUUGUCCACGGCCACGACCAGUUGGCCCUGGACAGCCUCUCUCUGAAGAGCACCAACUCGUACGAAAAUCUACUUAUCCAGAAGCAGAAGCUGGGCAUGGCUACCCCACCCGCCGUUCCCGCCACUCCGCCGACAUCCUUGAAAUCGAGCAUCGAGCCACCGACACUGGCGCAAAUUUCAUCGCUAAAGACCACCCCGCCGCUGGCUGCUCUCACCGAGCACCAGCAGCACUUUCAUGCCACGAGCAUUGACGCAGCACCCACUCACGGCCACGCCCACGCCCAUGCCCACUCGCAGGCACACGCUCAUCCGAUGGCAGGGCCGCGGCGACGCCCGGAGCAUCCACAAUCGACGCUAGACAAAGCCGCAUCCUUCCAGUCCGCGCGCACCGAGUCGCACAGCUCGGGAGCGGCUGACACGAGCUCGGCCUUGGCUCUGGCCAUGGGCCAUAAGACUGAGCAGUCCCAGUCGGCGGCGCCAGAAGCCACCCAGAAGCCGUCGGCGUUCACGAGACUGACCGAAAAACCAUGGCAUUGUUUGGUUUCCUACGUAGACGAUCUCACUGUCGGUGGGAGACGUAACUCGCAGGGAGCUUACAAUGAUCCCAUGACUUUUCCGAGCUACGGGGCUACCAAGCCGCCAAAGGUGCCCGACGACUGUUUCCCCCAGAAGUGCUACGAUCACUUCUACUUCCGCUGCCCCUGGUUCAUGAGCUGCAUGGACACGCAGAGCGCCAAGCACUGGACGCGCGUGAGGACGGCUGUCUUGGCGGUUGUCGAUACUCCGGCCUUUGAGUGGUUUGUGUUGGUGCUGAUCUUUGCGUCGAGUAUCACGCUCUGCUUUGAGGACAUAAAUCUGGACAAGAACAAAACGCUGAAGCGCGUACUGUACUGGAUCAACUUCUCCUUCUGCCUGAUAUUCGUCGUGGAGAUGAUCCUGAAGUGGCUGGCCCUGGGAUUCUCCAAGUACUUCACCAGCUUCUGGACCAUACUCGACUUCAUCAUUGUGUUCGUAUCGGUUUUCUCGCUGCUCAUUGAGGAAAAUGAGAAUUUGAAGGUCCUCCGCUCGCUGCGCACAUUACGAGCUUUGCGUCCGCUGAGAGCCAUCUCUCGGUGGCAAGGAAUGCGGAUUGUAGUAAACGCUCUCAUGUAUGCAAUACCAUCAAUUUUCAAUGUACUUUUAGUUUGUUUAGUUUUUUGGUUGAUCUUCUCAAUAAUGGGUGUUCAGUUCUUUGGUGGUAAAUUUUUCAAGUGCGUUAAUGAGAUGGGCGAGUUACUGCCGAUUACUGAGGUGAACGACAAGUGGGACUGCAUCGAACAGAACUACACAUGGAUCAACUCGAAGAUCACCUUCGACCACGUGGGUAUGGGCUACCUGGCCCUGCUGCAAGUGGCCACUUUCGAGGGCUGGAUGGAGGUAAUGGCCGACGCCGUCGACGCGCGCGGAGUGGACCUGCAGCCGCAGCGAGAGGCCAACCUAUAUGCGUAUAUUUAUUUUGUUAUAUUUAUUGUGUGCGGAUCGUUCUUCACACUCAAUCUGUUCAUUGGAGUUAUCAUUGAUAACUUCAACAUGCUCAAGAAGAAGUAUGAAGGAGGAGUGUUGGAAAUGUUUCUCACCGAAUCUCAAAAACACUAUUACACGGCAAUGAAAAAAUUGGGACGAAAGAAACCACAGAAAGUUAUUAAGCGACCUAUAAAUCAUUUUUUAGCUAUGUUUUAUGAUUUAUCCAAUUCGAGAAGGUUCGAGAUCGCGAUCUUUGUACUGAUAUUUCUUAAUAUGCUUACCAUGGGCAUCGAGCAUUACGAUCAGCCGCACGCGGUUUUCUUCAUUCUGGAAGUGAGCAACGCCUUCUUCACCACCGUCUUUGGUCUUGAAGCCAUUGUAAAGAUCGUCGGCCUGCGCUACCACUACUUCACGGUGCCGUGGAACGUGUUCGACUUCCUUCUGGUGCUGGCCUCCAUCUUCGGCAUCCUGAUGGAGGACAUUAUGAUAGACCUGCCCAUCAGUCCGACCUUACUGCGCGUGGUGCGAGUAUUCCGCAUCGGGCGCAUCCUGCGUCUCAUCAAGGCCGCCAAGGGCAUCAGGAAGCUGCUGUUCGCCCUCGUGGUGUCGCUGCCCGCCCUCUUCAACAUCGGAGCCCUGCUGGGACUUAUCACCUUUAUCUACGCUAUCCUCGGCAUGUCGCUGUUCGGACACGUAAAGCUCCAGGGCGCCCUUGACGACAUGGUAAACUUCCAGACCUUCGGGCGCAGCAUGCAGUUGCUGUUUCGGCUGAUGACCUCGGCCGGUUGGAACGACGUACUGGAGUCGCUGAUGAUCCAGCCACCCGACUGCGACCCCUUCAUCCACGGGCAGACGAACGGGGACUGCGGUCACCCGCUGCUGGCCAUCACCUACUUUACGAGCUUCAUUAUCAUCAGCUACAUGAUCGUUAUCAACAUGUACAUUGCCAUCAUCCUGGAGAACUUCAACCAGGCGCACCAGGAGGAGGAGAUCGGCAUAGUCGAGGACGAUCUGGAAAUGUUUUACAUUCGCUGGUCCAAAUAUGAUCCACAUGCCACCCAAUUUAUACACUUCUCGCAACUGUCCGAUUUUAUUGCCUCUCUCGAUCCACCAUUGGGCAUCUCGAAGCCCAAUAAUGUCGCUUUAGUGUCAUUUAAUCUGCCCAUCUCUAAGGGCAAUAAAAUACACUGCCUCGACAUUUUGCACGCGCUCGUGAAGCACGUGCUAGGUCAUGUCGAGGAGACCGAUAACUUCAAACAGUUGCAGGAACAAAUGGAUGUCAAGUUCAAGAAACAGUUUCCAACGCGCAAAGAAUUGGAAAUUGUUUCGUCGACGCGGAUCUGGAAGCGCCAGGAAAAGGCGGCUAAGACCAUUCAGACGGGCUGGAAGGAGUAUUUGCGGCGCAAACGGGAGAAGGAGCGCUCCAACUCCGGGGACAGUGCCACUCAGACCUCCAGUCCAGGCGGAUGGCAGUCGAAGCUCUCUGCCCUGAACUUCUUCCACCUUCAGGUGAGUCGACGUGGCACCGCCUGCUCAAGCCGGGCCUCGUCUCGGAAAUCGUCGCGUGCCUCGGACGCCUCCGAUCUCAGCGAGCUGGCCGGACCAUGGCUCAACCUGCCCCUGAUGCUCGUCUCGGGGGCCGACGACGUGGUCAAGGACAUUAAGCAGCAGAGCGACGAGCUGGGCAAACGCAAAUCCUCUUGUAUCUCCCUAAACUAUGAGUCCCUGCUCGCAGACAUGGUCACUGCCGUUCUCAGAAGUGGCUCGCAGCCUAGUGGCUUGAAUUACCUAGCUGCUAUGAACAACACGACCAACACCACCUCAACCUCCGCCUCCACCUCUGGCACGACCUCCUCCCCCGCCUCCGCCCCAGCCACUGGGUGUGGCCCAGCAGCCACCUCCGACAGCGACCGACACCAGGCGGUGGGGGGUGGGUCGGCUCCCUCACGUAAGCGCGCCUCUAGUUUCAUACGCAAGAAACCGCCCCUAGAAAGAGGUUUGUCAGCACAAAGCGCUUUAAGAGUAAACAAGAACGCUUUUGUCUCCGAGGCGCCAGCCCCCGAGGUGAUCGUCACCAGGCCGUCGCCGGACCAGCAGACGCAUCCGCACUCGCUCAGUCUGCGUCCGGACAACGCCACCCUGGUCCACGUGCUGGUGCACCGCGAGAGCGAGGAGUACAAGGAGGAGGAUGAGAGCAGCCCGUCCUCCCCCGGCAACGGAAACGGACAUGGUAUUAGCUGUGGCCCGGAGAGGCUGGCCAAGCAGGCGCCGCCUCAGAUACGCAUCAGCACGGGCUCGGUAGAGAGCACCAUGGACACGUGCUCGAUGCCCACAGUGCAGAUUAUGGUGGACAGUCCCAAGGACCCGCCGCGCGGCGAUUUCAGCGCCGAGUUUUCUGCUCACUCCGCGGCAGCCAUCGAGGACGUGGAUGCACCCAUCGAUGUGAAUGUCCAAGGAGACACAUCGCAGGUGUUUUACGAGUACAAUCCCGACAAGGCCACUGGCGGCCACCGGGAUGGUGAGGAGGAGGAGGCAAAAGCGCUGGACGAGGCACUACCAGACAAACAGAGAUGACCUCCGGUCAACAUUCCGCAGCGGGACUCGGAGCGCCGCUCCAGCAGUGGCAGCAAAAGUAGCAGCAGCAGCACCAGCAGCGCCAGGAGCAGCUCGUCCUCCUCGUCGUCGUCGGCGGCAUCGGCAGCCGGGCCGUCGGCGCGGCGUCCAAGCUGACAACCUCCAGUCUGAGUGCGUAUUCGAUGCCGAUUCCUGUGUGCAUUUGUGUCAGAACUCGUAGUUUCUUAGGCUUAGGCAUGGGGUCCGCCCCUUUGUUAUCAUAGUCGAUUACCUAUAUAAUUAUAUACUAGUCGCUUUAUACGAUAUACAUACAUAUAUACACAUAUACAUAUACGGAGCUAUCCAGAUUUAUACAUACAAUAUCAAUUUAAGGAGGAAAUCAAUAUUAACUAUGUUAACAAGAACGUGCAUUAAACCGUUGUAGUACUCGAAUCAAAUCAAAACUCCGGAAGAGUCGGAACCGCCAUCACCAUGGUUAUUGUCACAAUCAGAAUUGAGGAAGAGGAGAGUGGUCGGUAGUUUACUGCCCGAUUUAGUCGUAGUCAGAUCGGUUGACCCACCAAGGAGAGAAUGGAGGCCAGGUGUUGCACACGGCCACGUGUUCCCUCUGCCGUGGGCCGACUUUCUUGAACAUUUUCGAAGGUUGUUUUUGAACUAUACAAUACAUAGAGAUUGGCAGUGCUGCAUACUCGUGCAUUACAUGUGUAGCUAACUAUCGCGGUUAGAACUAGGCUCAUAACUGUAGUGUUUGUUUUCUCAAUUAUCGACCUCCUUGUACGAAGGUACAUGUGGGUAGCAACUAAAUACAUUGUGUACAUAUGCCAAAGGAAGUAUUUUAAACUAAAGAGCUAAUACCGUAGUUACAGACAUAUGACAUUAGUUAGAGACAAUUUAUUGAAAUAUUUAUAAAGAUUUUUCGUUACGAUAGAGCAUGAAAUUGCCGGUUAGCAAUACGAUUCCGAUAGAGAAUAUUAUCCAUUACCGAUUGUUCGAAGUACAAAAGCGAAGUAUUAGUAGAUUUGAUUAUUAUUAUCAUAAUAUUGUAUUGUACAUAUCUUAUGGCUCCUCCCGAUCCCCUUCGCUCUUUCUCUUCUACAUCCAAACGAGCAGUAAUAACUAAGCCAAAACCAUGUCAAGUGAAUUUGUACUCCACACGCUCACAUAUUUAUAUCAAACUAGGCCCAGUCGGGACCUAGCCACUACUGUGCACUAUAAUCGAAAUCGUUAUCAAACCAAUCCAAGGAAACCCGAAAUCAAUCAGCAGUCCUACCUAUGUACCACUUGAAAUGACUUUUAUGAUUGUGAAUUUAGUUAAGUUUGUUUCCGAUUUAAUAUAGCCGAACAAGCGAAUCAAAACCAAGACGCAACCAGUGUGCUCUCCUAUACAAAGAACAACCGACAAGCUUCCACAAGAACUCUACUUUAGCAAAAUAAUUUACAAUUUACUAUACACUCGACUCCUUUGUACGACUUUGAUAAUGGUUAGGUCGGGCCAAGUUUCCAAGAAACUCGCCUUGUUUUGUUACUUUUUAAGUGUUGUUCUCUCUCUUAAGUCUCCAUUGUGAUCGCAUUACGUUUAAACAUCGAACAGAAGAGGAGUUGGACAGUGGAUAGUUUACACUCCGCGCGGGAGAACAGGAACAGAUACCGGAAUACUUAUGCACACCCGCACAUUCAGGGCACUCCACCCGUCUCCAGUCGGGCCUAUGCUACUCUUACUCUACUUUCAUAACUUAACAACAGACAAUCAGACAGCGAUUGAUAGUAAAUUGAAAUUCUAUGGUACCAACUAAUCGUUUUCUCCAGGAACAAAUACCCAAAUGAACACACAACAACUUAAUUGUGAUUUUAACUGCAAUUUUUACACAGAAAAUAAAACAACUAAGGUCAUACUUUUAAUUAGAAUUGUUAACGAAGGGAAAACCAACAACAGACAGAAACCAAACACUCGUCAAUUAAGUGAUAUUUAACAUUGGUACGUACUCGUAUUCGAUUGUACAUAAACGAAAAACGAUUAUGAUAAUGGUAACGAAAUAGCAAUAGAACCUCAUCCAACCACGAAAAGUCAAAAAAAUGCAAAAAAGAGAAAAGCUUUAACUUUAGUUAUCUUUAACAGAAAUCGGUUAAAAAGAUAUUACGACUACAGAGCGCGGCGAGACCAUUCGGAGCGUUGCAAUGUGGGUGUUUAAUUUAGUCAUAGAGUAUAACGACAAUAAAAUGAAUGAGGCAUAUUCAAUUAUAUAGACGCAAAUUCGAGUCGCCGUCACCGCAACCAGAACUCAAAUUAACAGCAGGCCACUCGCGCAGAAGCCGGGGGAUUAACGACAAACUUAGCUCUUAGAUAUAACCGAGGCGAACUCGUAGUCGCAGUAGACGAUGCUUUGCUCCCAGUCAAGUCAAGCCAGUAGGCCAACAGCAAAUCGAACCAAGUGAAACCGAACAGAGGAGCACAGAACCGAGUCCUAUGCAUUUAAAGCUCACGGCACCGCAGGCAGGACACGAGGAUGAGCUCCCGGGAUGGGGCGAAGGGUGGGUGCAUGUCGCAGGAACACAUGAAGUACACAAUAUAUACCUACAGUUAGCAAUACGGCUGGUUUAAUUAGGCAUGCCUUACAGAACACACGAUUUUAUUUAUAUACGUAUUUAUUGUUGAGGUUAAAGUAUAUACGAACGGUAGGAGUAAGCGUUUCACCCGUCACGCUGCCAGCAGCAUAGCAGACGAAUAAACCAGUGGGAGCAGGAGCCAAACAUAAACACAAACGGAUUCAGAAAUCGUAGCAUUGUUCAACGCGCUCCGAGAACUAAGUCAAUUAUUUUAAUUUGCCGCUUUUAAGGUCCUAGUCCUAGUCCUAGUCAAACCAAAGUUAAUGAUAAUUCGUAUUCUAGCUUAGCUUGACCAUUGCCUGCGCUCCCCUCGCUCCAUAUACGCUCCAGCGGAUCAAGUCAGAGAUCCGGCCCCCAGCUUUUUAUACGCUGCUGUCGGACACCACUGGAACCGAUAAUUAGGCUGAAAAUUGUUAACAAAUUAACGCAUAGUUUGCAUAAAUUUCCACUCGGAUUUCCAUUGCCAUUGAUUGCCUCGUUAGCCCGUAGGUCCACGAAAUUCGAUUUGGUCCGCUACGCUCGGUUCAGCUCUGACUUAAAAACUAUGAUAGGCGAGGAAACGCAGAAGAUAAAAAUUAAGAACCCAUUAACCAUAUGUGACUAACACACAUUUUGAACCGAAUCAUAUCAAAUCAAAACAAAAGAAAACCAAGUAAAGGGAAUAGCUAAAUGAAAACUCUAACAAGCGUAAAUCUAACAUUUGAAAUUAAAUAUUUACUCGGGUACAAAUGGUACAGUAAAGAUAUUCGUUUAUACAAUAUUUACUGUCUAUAUAACCAUUAUAUACUACUUACUUACUGACAAUUAUUAAGGGUUUUGUUCAACUUCAUUACUCGUAUGUUAAUAAAAACAAUUUCCGACUAAA